UCAAACAAAAGCAACCACUGACUGGCUCAUGCUGCUACAUACACAACAAAAACAUAACCUUGUAAAGCUACAGAAGAAAACUGAAAAUAUCGAAUCACGCUAAUAUUUACCUUGGUAUCUACCAGCCACAACAUCGAUUCUUGGAUCGACCUACCCACCUCUGAACUUCCUGUUUCAUUUUGUUGACAAUUCUAAUGAUUUUUUUGUCAUAGUGGACGUUAAGUUGUAACACAGGACAACAUCGAGUAAGGGAGCCACAACGGGUUCAAAGCUAUCGAAUGGUUCAUGCACAUAGUUAAGAGGCUGAAAACUGAAGACAAGAAAGAAUACAACCAGGACAGCAUCAGGGAGUCACUGGCAGGCAUGCCGGUGUUUGAUGAGCUCUCGGAGAGCACAGAAGUGGUGGAGAUGGAGGAUGUGAAUUCAACUCCCUUCCAGGUGCAAAAGCACACGUGGACCGAUCUGCGAAAAAUCAUCCAAGGGAGCCGCAAGUCCUUGGGCUUGCUCUUCAGCAAGGCACCGCAUUAUUUCCACUUUGUGCAGAAGGACGAGUCCAGCCCACAUUCCCAUCGCCUCUACUUCCUUGGUGUGCCAUUCCCCAGGAGGGAGAACUCAUUGCUCUACUCCGACAUUCCGAGGAAGAUACGCAAAGAGGCGCUUCUUAUUUUGGCAUGGAAGCAGCUGCUGGACAACUUUCAGACCAGUCCUCGCAAGAAGACCUUGUCCCGUGAGGAGGAGAUGCUGCGAGAGAGGAAGCGCUUGGGGGGGUCAGGCAUCACGUCCUAUGACUACCACCCAUCCAAGGGCCUCUUUCUGUUCCAGGCUAACAACAGUCUGUACUGGUGCAGUGAUGACAUAAAUGAUAGUAAGGUUCCUAUGAAUCCUGUUGAGCUUCCAAGCCAGUGUUCUAGCACGCGCAUGGAUGCCAAAAUCUGCCCCGCUGACUGUGACUUUAUCAGCUUUAUCCACAACAAUGACAUUUGGGUGACCAGCAUCAAGACGAGUGAAGAAAAGCGGCUCACUUUUUGCCGUAAAGGCAUCGAUAAACCAGACGAGGAUGCCAAAACUGCUGGUGUUGCCUCUUUUGUCACUCAAGAAGAAUUUAAUCGUUUCACGGCAUACUGGUGGUCCCCAGUUGCACAUGAUGAAUCAGAUGGUGGAAAAACACUGAAGAUUCUGUAUGAGGAAGUUGAUGAGUCUGAGGUUGAUGUUAUCCACGUCCCCUCUCCAGCACUGGAGGACUGCAGCACUGAUGUGUACCGAUAUCCACGUGCAGGCAGCAAGAAUCCUGUGAUUACACUGAAAUUACUGGAAAUCAAGACCAAUGAAUUUGGCAAAAUCGUCAGCACGCAAGAAAAAGAGUUGCCUGCACCCUUCGCCACGUUGUUCCCGAGGGCAGAGUACAUCAUUAGAGCUGGGUGGACUAAAGACGGACGAUAUGCAUGGACAACCAUGAUGGACCGACGCCAGCAGCAUCUUCAGUUGGUCCUAUUGCCUCCGUUGCUCUUCAUUCCUACAGAGCAGGACGAGACCACCAGACUGGAACGUCUGCGGUGUCUUAAGGAUCUGGGAGAAACUGUCAGCCCACUCAUCAUUUACCAACAGACCAGCGACAUCUGGAUCAAUGUCCACGAUAUCUUCCAUCCGUUCAUCCAAAGCAACGAUAAGGAGUUUACGUUCAUCACUGUAAACGAGUCCAAAUCAGGGUUUUGCCACCUGUACAAGGUCACCGUGCUGUUAGACCGUGAACACUUCGACUGGACCAGCUACACACACUCUGAAGAUAAUUUCCAGUGUCCAAUUAAAGAGGAGGUGGCACUAACCAGUGGAGAGUGGGAGGUGUUGGCCACCCUUGGCGCAAAGCGAUCAUCCAGCCCUCAGAUUUGGGUGGAUGAGAAAGAAAAGCUGGUGUACUUUCAGGGAACAAAAGACUCGCCCCUGGAGCAUCACUUGUAUGUAGUGAGCUACGAGUCUCCGGGAGAAAUUGUGCGACUGACCAAACCUGGUUUCUCCCACAGCUGCUCUGUGAGCCAAACAUUUGACAUGUUUGUGAGCCACUACAGCAGCCUAACCAACACACCCUGUGUGCAUGUCUACAAGCUGAAUAGCAGAGAUCACAACCCACUGAGCAAAGAGCCUGAGUUCUGGGCGAGUCUAAUGGAGCCAUCUGGUUACCCACCCCAAUACACUCAUCCUGAGAUCUUUAGCUUCUUAGGGACGUCCGGUUUCCAGAUUUAUGGCCUCUUGUACAAACCACACAACUUGCUCCCUGGGAAGAAAUAUCCAACUGUUGUCUCUGUCUAUGGUGGCCCUCAGGUCCAGUUGGUCAAUAACUCGUGUAAAGGUUUGAAGUACCAGCAGCUAAGCAUACUGGCUGCUCUUGGUUACGCUGUGCUCGUCAUUGAUGGGCGGGGCUCCUGUCAGCGAGGACUCAAGUUCGAAGGAGCUGUGAAGGACAACAUUGGCCAGGUGGAGAUAGAAGACCAGGUGGAAGGUUUGCACUAUGUAGCUGACAAGUACAAGUUUGUGGACUUGAACCGCGUUGCCAUUCAUGGGUGGUCAUAUGGAGGCUUCCUCUCUCUCAUGGGCCUCAUUCACAGACCUGAUAUCUUCAAGGUUGCCAUCGCAGGUGCACCAGUGACAUUGUGGAUGGCUUAUGACACUGGAUACACCGAGCGGUACUUGGAUACUCCCGAAAACAACCAGAAGGGCUACAAGGACUGCUCUGUUGCACUGCACGUCAAUAAGUUCCCUAAUGAACCAAACAGACUAUUGAUCCUGCAUGGAUUUCUAGAUGAAAAUGUGCACUUUUUCCACACCAACUUCCUGGUGUCCCAACUUAUCCGGGCGGGGAAACCAUACAGCCUUCAGGUAUACCCCAAUGAACGACACAGCAUUAGGUGUCCAGAGUCUGGAGAACACUAUGAGAUCACAUUGCUCCACUUCCUCCAGCAGAACCUCUGAUAAGCCUUUCUCCACACAUCCUUACUUAGUCUAGGCAACUUUUUCUAUCGGUAUCCUGGAUCUAGGCAAAAGUGUCCACUUUGUUCAUUAUUACGUCUAACAUUUUAUUGACUUUGUGAUAGACUAUGACCAUUCUCCUCUCAUGUAAUCUUUGGAACAUUCAACAUAGUUAAAUUGCCUCUGCACUCAUCUACAAUAUAUUGUAUCUUCUAUUGAUAUUUACAACUUUUAGUAUUUUUUUAUAAACGUAAUAUAAUAUUAAUACAAAUCAUAUUUGUUUUAAAUGAAAAAAAAAACACUUGUCUGCAAACAAACAAACUGAUGACAAAAAAUGUGUCCCCAUUUAGUUUUUUAGUAUAUCUAAAACAGGAUGUUUGAGUGCUGUUGAGUAAUAUCAGUUUCAAUCUAUUAGUAUUUUUUGUUUUUGAUUGAAUUUAAAAUCAUUAUUGCCUAGGGUUAUUGGACAGGUGAUCAAAUCCUAAAAGGCAAACUAGUGUCGCAUAUAACAUGCAGUAUGUGUAAAAGAGUUCAACUUGUUUUUAGGGAUGCAUGAUAAAUAUAGGGCCGGUAUGAGUAAUUAUGACGUUAUGUCGGUAAAUCCGAUAAGAUGAAAAUGUAUCCAUCCAUCUAUUUUCUAUAAAAGCUUGUCCUCAUUAAGUCACGGGCAAGCUCGAGCCCAUCCCAGCUGAAUUUGGGCGAGAACCCUAAAAUUGGUCGCCUGCCAAUCGCCCGGCACAUAUAAACAAGCAUCCGUUUACGCAAUUGACAAUUUGGAGUCUCCAAUUAACCCAGUCCUUCACAAAUAGUGGGGCGGGCCCCCCUGGGGGGGCACGUGUGACCUCGGAACAUGCUUAUUUAGCCGUACCAGAUACGAUGAAGUAAAUCCAGCACUUGACUUCACUGUAACCACGGUGGGAGGCGAGGAAAGGCCAGUGUGUUGUUUCUUUUAAUGUAAAUAAGCUUACAAUGUUAUGCAGAGGUAUAGUUAUAUCAAUGUUAUAGACAAAUUAAACGAGAGUGGGGGGGGGCGGAAAAUAUUUUCUUCUUCCUACGGGGCGCAUAACAGAAAAUAUUUGAAUUAACCGAACAUGCAUCAGAGAGAUAAUUAUCAGGCCAAUAUUAGGAAUUAUGACAUCGUAUUGAUGAAUCCGAUGCUCCAAUUAGGGCAGAUUAAUCGUACUGUGCUGCAGGUGUGUUUUGGUGAGAAAAUCAAGCGCUUCUUUUCCCCUACCUGUAAACUUCCCCUGAGCUCAUUGUAAACAAACAUGGCGUAGAUCGUGUGAGACUUCUUAACUGUUUCAGAGGAAGACUUUUCGUGUGUUAUUUGCAAAUGUUUUGCAAACCGUUCCUUGAGGAAGGAAAAAUAACAUCAAGGGUCAACACAUCAAACCUUAUCAACCACCUGAAACGCCAAUAUCACUACGAUGGUGUUUUGAAAGUCAAAGAAGACUUCUGAGACUUUUUCAGUGUUUCAGUGGGAAGAUAUUUUGUGUGCUAUCUGCACCAAAUGUGCUGCAAAAAAAUUAUUCAGGAGAAAAAAAAAAACUUCAAGCUUCAACACAUCUAACCUUAUCAGUCACCUAUAACACCAGUAUCAUGUCGCAAAGAAAGGUGUGCACAAACUAGUUAAAUCUAAAUUUUUGAAAAUCAUAGAUGUCAUUAAGUUAUUUGUCUUGAGAAGCUGGAUGUUAAAAAUAUAAUCAUGCAUCCCUAACCUAUUUUAUUCGAACUAGUGUGUAAUGUUCAUAUCAUACACAUGACACCAUAUUAAAUUAUUAAAAUUGUAUUUUUUUGUGGGAAAAGUGCCUGAUGAACUGUUAAUAUAUUCAUUUGAUUUGUUAUUAAGGGAAUUUAUGUGAUACCAAACUCCAGAUUUUUCUUGAGAUUUGCUUCUUGUUUUGCUGAAUAUUGGUUUAAAAAUACCUACAAAUAUGCACAUGUAAGACAAAAAUAAUAAAUGUCAACGUAUUUUAAGCGUUCUUGUUUUUGUUCAUGUCAAAAUAUAUGUCAUUGCAGCGUUCGUUCUGGAAGGCAUUGUACAAGGGCUGUCAAACGAUUAAUACUAUAUUAUUAUUUAUUGCGAUUAAUUGCGUCUUGUUCGUAGUUUACUCAGAACUAAUUGCAAAUAGGGCUGCAACCAACAACUAAUUUGAUAAUCGAUUAAUCUGUCGAUUAUUACUUCGAUUAAUAAUCGGAUAAAAGAGACAAACUAUACAUUUCUAUCCUUUCCAGUAUUUUAUUGGGGGGAAAAACAGCAUACUGGCACCAUAUUUGUUUUGAUUAUUGUUUCUCAGCUGUUUGUAAAUGUUGCAGUUUAUAAAUAAAAGUUUAUAAAAAAUAAAUAAAUAAAAUUAAAAAAAAUAUAAAAAGUAGCCUCUGCGCAUGCGCAUAGCAUAGAUCCAACGAAUCGAUGACUAAAUUAAUCGCCAACUAUUUUUAUAAUCGAUUAGUUGUUGCAGCCCUAAUUGCAACUAAUCCCCGAUAGAUAAAUUUUUUUCAUCAUUAAUAAGUGUACCCUAAACAGAUAAUUUUCAAGUUGUUAAAACCAUGACUGGACAAUUAGUUUUUAAUAAAUGUUUUUUGAACAUAAUGCUUUUUUAAACAGCUCAACACAAGAUGGACAUAAGCACGCUUUUAAUGACAAUAAAAAAAAUCACCUGCAGUGCGUUGCGGUCUGGCCAGAUUUUGUAGGAAUACAGAAUUUGUAUUCCUGCUGUAGGAGCACUUGCAUUCACUGCGAUGUCGGGAGAACGACUUGCCACGGCUUUGGACCCGUGCUUUCCAUAAUGUACACUUUUCUUUGUCCAUUUGUGCUUACUAUUUUUGACUACUUGUGGCUCAACAGUAACUGAACGCAACUACAUUAUUCCAAGCUACAGAACGGACAAGGGGUAAAACAGGAUUUGUGCGCGUUAAAUUGCGCGUCAAAAAAAAAGUGUGCCUUUAAAGGAAAUUAUACUUAACUCGUUAUCGCAUUAACUUUGACAGGCCUACUUCGUACCAUAUAAUAUGUAUACAUUUACCAUGUAUUUCUAGGGGUCUCAAUACUGGUAAAUUAUAUAAUAAUGACAACACUGAUUCUUAUUCUCUAGCAUACAAGAUGCCAAUCAAAUAUACGCAUGGCAAUCUGCCACAAAUACAUGACUGUAUUGGAAACUGCUUAGUGUGUACAGUGCAUCCGGAAAGUAUUCACAGCACUUCACUUUUUCCACAUUUUCCAUUCAUUUUUGUCCUCAAAAUUCUACACACAAUACCCUAUAAUGACAAUGUAAAUUUUUGCAAAUGUAUUAACAAUAAAAAACAGAAAUCACAUGUACGUAAGUAUUCACAGCAUUUGCUCAAUAUUUUGUUGAUGCACCUUUGACAGCAAUUACAGCCUGAAGCCUUUUUUGAAUACGAUGCCACAAGCUUGGCACACCUACCUUUGGGCAGCUUCGCCCAUUCCUCUUGGCAGCACCUCUCAAGCUCCAUCAGGUUGGAUGGGAAGCAAUGGGGGCUUUGUACCGAGGAUGUCGUUGUGGCUUGUGCAGCCCUUUGAGACACUUGUGAUUUAGGGCUAUAUAAAUAAACAUUGAUUGAUUGAUUGAAUGGUUUUCAUCCAGGAUGUCUUUCUUUAUCUCUGUCCUGACUAGUCUCCCUGAAAAACAUCCCCACAGCAUGAUGCUGCCGCCGCCGUACUUCACUGUAGGGAUAGUAUUGGCCUGGUGAUGAGCGGUGCCUGGUUUCCUCCAAACAUGACGCCUGGCAUUUACGCCAAAUAGUUUAAUCUUUGUCUCAUCAGACCAGAGUAUUUUGUUUCUAUCGGUCUGAAAGUCUUUCAGGUGCAAUUUGUCAAAUUUUUACUAAGAAAUGGCUUCCGUUUGGUCAUUGUACCAUACAGGCCUGAUUGGUGGAUUGCUGCAGAGAUGGUUGUCUUUCUGGAAGGUUCUCCUCUCUCCACAGAGGAAUGCUGUAGCUCUGACAGAGUGACCAUCGGGUUCUUUGUCACUUCCCUGGCUAAGGUCCUUCUCACCCGAUCGCUCAGUUUAGACAGCCGGCCAGCUCUCGGAAGAGUCCUGGUGGUUCCAAACUUCUUUCAUUUACAGAUGAUGGAAGGGUUAGUGCGUCUGCCUCACAAUACGAAGGUCCUGAGUAGUCUUGGGUUCAAUCCCGGGCUUGGGAUCUUUCUGUGUGGAGUUUGCAUGUUCUUCCCGUGACUGCGUGGGUUCCCUCCGGGUACUCCGGCUUCCUCCCACCUCCAAAGACAUGCACCUGGGGAUAGGUUGAUUGGCAACACUAAAUUGGCCCUAGUGUGUGAAUGUGAGUGUGAAUGUUGUCUGUCUAUCUGUGUUGGCCCUGGGAUGAGGUGGCGACUUGUCCAGGGUGUACCCCGCCUUCCGCCCGAUUGUAGCUGAGAUAGGCUCCAGCGCCCCCCCGCGUCCCCAAAGGGAAUAAGCGGUAGAAAAUG
This is a messenger RNA of Nerophis lumbriciformis (worm pipefish), 7411 nucleotides long. Its product is annotated as dipeptidyl peptidase 9-like. Gene Ontology annotation, biological process: proteolysis. Gene Ontology annotation, molecular function: serine-type peptidase activity; dipeptidyl-peptidase activity. Lineage: Eukaryota; Metazoa; Chordata; Actinopteri; Syngnathiformes; Syngnathidae. The record is from RefSeq and is a predicted model, not a curated record.